AUGACUGGUUCAUAUGAGCUGAGACACACUAGAGCUCUGCACGGGCAUGAAUUUCAGGCCCUACCCUACCCAGGCCCCCAACGUUCAGCCCCAAGCCCCCAUGCCCCCAACGUUCAGCCCCAAGCCCUACCCAUGCCCCCAACAUUCAGCCCCAAGCCCUACCCAUGCCCCCAACAUUCAGCCCCCAAGCCCUACCCAUGCCCCCAACGUUCAUUACCCAUGCCCCCAACGUUCAGGCCCCAACCCUACCCAUGCCCCCUAACGUUCAAGCCCCACCCUACCCAUGCCCCCAACGUUCAGCCCCAGGCCCUACCCAUGCCCCCAACGUUCAGGCCCUACCCUACCCAUGCCCCCAACGUUCAGGCCCCACCCUACCCAUGCCCCCAACGCUCAGGCCCCACCCUACCCAUGCCCCCAACGUUCAGGCCCCACCCUACCCAUGCCCCCAACGUUCAGGCCCCACCCUACCCAGGCCCCCAACGUUCAGGCCCCACCCCUACCCAGGCCCCCAACGUUCAGGCCCCACCCUACCCAGGCCCCCAACACGCCUUUGUGAACAGCCAGGAGUGGACCCUGAGCCGAUCGGUACCAGAACUCAAAGUGGGCAUUGUGGGUAACCUGGCCAGUGGGAAGUCUGCGCUGGUUCACAGGUACCUGACAGGAACAUACGUCCAGGAGGAAUCUCCAGAAGGCUACGCUGCGUCUCAAUAG
This is a messenger RNA of Oncorhynchus keta (chum salmon), 711 nucleotides long. RefSeq lists its product as uncharacterized. Gene Ontology annotation, cellular component: nucleus. The coding region runs from base 1 to 711 and encodes 236 amino acids. The record is from RefSeq and is a predicted model, not a curated record. The transcript has 4 exons. Lineage: Eukaryota; Metazoa; Chordata; Actinopteri; Salmoniformes; Salmonidae.